CAGGGCGCCCCGCGCGCGGCCCCCGCGGGCGGGGCCCGGCGGACCCGAACGACAUCGACACCCUGCAGAUGCAGGUCACGAUGAACAUUCACCUGCGGCUGCUGAUCAAGGCCUGCACGCAGAGGACCCCUGUCCUGGCCACGCCCAACCCAGAUUACGACGCGCUCGCCAUGAACGUUACGAGACCCGAGGGUGAGUUGUCCUUCCACGACCUGUGGGCCGAGAUAGCGGCCAGGCAUAUGGCUCGAACCGCGCGCAGGCGCACCACCGUCGCCCGCCGCUCCGUGGCCGUCAGCAGGCGCUCGCAGAGCCCGAGUUCGCCCGUCUCGCGGGUGCUCAUGUCCGAGUGCCACAACCAGCCCCAUCCUCCGGAGGGGGGUGGACUUCGGCGCCGACGCGUGCUUCCUCCUCCUCCUCCUCUUCCUCCUCCUCCUCCUCCUCCGUCCCUCCCUCCUCC
This is a messenger RNA of Prorocentrum cordatum, 457 nucleotides long. The record is from the annotation of a GenBank genome assembly. NCBI's taxonomy places the organism in Eukaryota, Dinophyceae, Prorocentrales, Prorocentraceae.